AUGGCUUUGAAAGUUGAGAUCAGUCGCCGAGAAACAAUCAGACCACUCUCUCCGACUCCUGCCAACCGGAGAUUCCACAACCUCACCAUUCUAGACCAAACGACGCCGGCUGCUUACGUCCCAGUCUGCCUCUUCUAUUGCCCAUCCGACGAGAAUACAGUUAUUGCCGACGCACUGAAGGCUUCCCUCUCCCAAACCCUAGACGCAUACUACCCGCUCGCGGGACGUUACAAGGACGCCGUCACCGUGGAAUGCAACGACGAGGGUGUCGACUUCGUGGAAGCUGACGUUGCAGCAGACAUGUCGGACGCUCUUCAGGAGCCUGAAGAGGAUAGGUUGUUGGCCUUGCUGCCUUGUCGGCCUCGUGAGAGGCGUGUUGACGCGGAGGGCAGGCUCAUCCUUUUAGCCGUCCAACUGAACUUUUUCGGGUGUGGGAGUGUAGCUGUUGGCGUCUGCAUGUGGCAUGGCGUGGCCGAUGCUUGCACCCUGGCUUGCUUCCUUCGAGCCUGGGCCAUGUCCAACAACUCUCGCGGCUGCUCCAGCUGCCUGGGCUGUCCCAGUCUACUGGAUGCGGCAGGAUCAGCGGCGCAACCACUCACGACAGGUUAG
This is a messenger RNA of Linum tenue, 609 nucleotides long. Lineage: Eukaryota; Viridiplantae; Streptophyta; Magnoliopsida; Malpighiales; Linaceae. The record is from the annotation of a GenBank genome assembly.